Nycticebus coucang (slow loris) is the source of this 507-nucleotide messenger RNA. RefSeq names its product small integral membrane protein 9 (gene SMIM9). The transcript is spliced from 3 exons. NCBI's taxonomy places the organism in Eukaryota, Metazoa, Chordata, Mammalia, Primates, Lorisidae. Bases 1 to 507 code for a protein of 168 amino acids. The record is from RefSeq and is a predicted model, not a curated record.
AUGGAACCCCACAAGUUGCUGUGCACUGCAUGUCUGCUGUGUUGUCUGAGUUACCUCUUCCUAGAGAUGGUGGCUUCCUCACCUUCACCUUUAUCUGCUUUUGGAAUACAAGAAAAAGAAGGAUCGAAAUCACGCUCAAGGGGCAACUACUGGGCAUGGCUGAAAGACUUCAGGGAUUACUUGUGGGAUCUCAUGAAGAGCGCUCUACCUCCAGCAGCCAUUUUUGCUUUUUUUAUCACCACAGCACUAAUGGGGACUCUCUGUUGCCUCACGGAUGCUCCGCAGAUCGCUGUGAGCCCCGGGGUCUGUAGCGCCGGCGAGUCCAGGGGCGGGGCGAGUGCGGGAGUGGGCAGGAGCGCGGGCGGAGCUCCGCCCACGCCCGCCCGGCGCGCCGCCUGCGAGGCGGUGACUGGCCCAGCAGCUCCGCUUCCCCACCGCCCCGCAGGCCCCGAGUCCUCUAAUUCCCAGCGCUGCCAGCUCCCGAGUCCCGGUGUCCCCGCUGUGUGA